CAGUCAACUGUCAAAUGUGCAAUAAUUUAUUCGGAAUUUUUCUGAGAAUUAAGAUAUUUUCCGGAAAAAUUUCCAGUUUCAAAUUUUUCGGAGAAUUUCCCGUGUCAAAGAAUCGUUUGCUGAAUUCGUUAUGAAGAUUAGAAGACAUGAAAACGUGAUUUUUUUUUAAGCUACUGACUGCUCGUUCACUGUGCCGACUUCCCUCAAAGAGGAGUAAUCCACUACGUUAGAAGAACGAGAUCGCCAGUACGCCAAUGACUGUAUGAGUUGUAUGAUUAUAAAUGUAGGGCCACCAAUGAUCAUAAAUACAUCAUUCACAACCACUAAAAAACAAAAUAUAACCUAAGUUUAAAUAAAUAUACUUGUAUAAAUGUGUGUGUCUCCACUCAUUCUUACUUUAAACUGCAUCAGAACGAGACUAUACUUUACCUUAAUUAAUACACAAUGGUGUUAACAUAUCGCACAUUAUAUGCAAUAAAAGAAAUAAAACAACCACGGAAUUAUCUACGAAGUAAAUUCAUCGACUCAAUUAGACUUCAUGUAAAAGGCGGCACUGGUGGCACUGGUCUUCCAAAGUACGGAGGACUUGGAGGUCAGGGAGGAUGUGUUUACUGUGUUGGAAAGGAAGAUGCUAACUUAAAAUACAUACAGAGCAAGUUUCGUGCUAAAACUAUCAUUGCUGGCCAUGGUGAAGACAGUAGAAAGGCGAAAAUUGUAGGAAAUCCUGGUACAGAUGUGAAACUAGAAGUUCCAUUAGGAGUUACAGUGUAUAGAGAAGAUGGAAAAGUUUUAGGCUCCAUCGACCAAGAAGGGGACACAGUGAUAGUUGCGAGAGGUGGCCCUGGAGGCACUAAAGAUAACAACUUUUUUGGUCACUUUGGACAGGUGCACCACAUCCGUUUAGACUUGAAAUUAAUUGCCGAUAUCGGACUCGUCGGUUUCCCAAAUGCGGGUAAAAGUUCUCUAUUGAAGGCUAUAUCCAGAGCCAAACCAAGAAUAGCCAAUUAUCCAUUUACAACUAUCAAACCUAACAAGGGCAUCAUUCAAUAUGCAGAUAUGCGACAAAUCUCUAUAGCUGACCUGCCAGGUCUCAUUGAAGGUGCCCAUGUUAAUGUAGGACUAGGCCAUGCAUUUCUUAAACAUGUAGAAAGAACAAAAGUGUUACUUUUCAUUGCAGAUGUUGAAGGUUUCCAAUUAAGCCCUAAACACACAAAAAGAUCGUGCUUGGAGACUGUAUUACUUUUGAAUAAAGAACUGGAGCUUUACAACACUGACUUGUUACAGAAGCCUGCAAUAUUGGCUGUGAAUAAGAUGGAUUUAGAAGGAGCAAGUGAUAUAUUUAACAAAAUUAAAGAAUCAUUAAUGAAUAUCCAAAAUGUCAUCCACAAAAUUCCUGAAGAGAUCAGACCAGAGAAUUUAAUAACUUUUGAAGAUAUUGUUGGCAUUUCUGCAAUGAAGGAUAAAGAAAGUGUAGAGGAUCUGAAACAACUGCUAAGGAAGAGACUAGACCAGUUUGCAGAUGAAAACAAUUUAGAUAUUGUCAACACUAGUCAGAUGUUAAGACGAAACAGGGCUAUGGUUAAAGAAAGAGGGCCUCAGAUCACUUAACUAAACGUAACUCAGUUAUUGGUAAUCAAUAAUAAAUCAAAAUAAUUAUGUUGUUGAUUUUUUUUUAGUCUCCAAUAUCCUCACUCAAAUGCAAAAAUAAUGAAAUUGGGAAUUGAAUUUUUUUGAUAUA
Molecule: messenger RNA, 1738 nt
Organism: Hyposmocoma kahamanoa
Lineage: Eukaryota; Metazoa; Arthropoda; Insecta; Lepidoptera; Cosmopterigidae
Product: GTP-binding protein 10 homolog
Exons: 1
Coding region: 445-1608 (387 amino acids)
Cellular component (GO): mitochondrion
Molecular function (GO): magnesium ion binding; GTPase activity; GTP binding
Source: RefSeq, a predicted model, not a curated record